AUGUUGGAAGAACCGAUCCCCACCGUUCCAUGUUCCAUUUGGACAUCGCUGCUCAGCUGGUUCACCCCGGCCGUGUUCUUCGUCUUCCUCAACCUAACAAUCGGCACCAUUUAUUUCACUUCCACUUUGACCUCCUCCAACAACGGCGGCGAUGGCGGAAGACGUGACGGACAAGACAAUGAAACUAACCAGAAGCUCGCUAGAUCCCCGUCCGUGUUGCAGAGGUUGAAAUCUAUCAACUUUUGUGCUUAUAGAUCUCAAGAGCCCGUUGUUGAAAGAACGCCGGAUUUAAGUGAUUUCCAGUUCUCUUUUCAACACCAAAUCUCUCAACAGCAGCAGCAACAGCCGCUGGAUCGAUCUCCUUCGUUGCUUCAAAGGGUUAAGUCCAUUAACCUCAAGAGUUACUUCUCGCCGGAGAAAAGCCAUGAAAAAUUCUCCCAUUACGCGUCGGACGAGGUGUCCGAUGCAAAAGCGGAGAAACCCGCGGCGACCCAAGGUGAUGGGCCGACGCUCGACGAAAUAUACAGCCAGCUGAAGGUUGAAAACCACCAUGUUUCGAGGACUAAAUCCGAUACCAAACCGUCAUCCGGGGAGGUCCCGACUAAGCUUCCGAGGAAGAUGAAGAAAUCCGCCAGCGUGAAGUCUGCUUUCCGGCAUUUCGAGGAAGACGACAUCGUCGAAGCUCGACGUCCCGCCACCGUGAGGGAAGGCAAAGAUAAAUCGACGGCGGAAGACGACGAAGACGAUGAAGUUGAUGCCAGAGCGGAUGAUUUCAUCAACCGGUUCAAGCAUCAGCUGAAGCUGCAAAAGCUCGAUUCCAUCAUUAGGUACAAGGAGACGGUUAACAGAGCAAGCGGAAGAUGA
Hibiscus syriacus is the source of this 864-nucleotide messenger RNA. RefSeq names its product pathogen-associated molecular patterns-induced protein A70-like. The record is from RefSeq and is a predicted model, not a curated record. Bases 1 to 864 code for a protein of 287 amino acids. The transcript has a single exon. NCBI's taxonomy places the organism in Eukaryota, Viridiplantae, Streptophyta, Magnoliopsida, Malvales, Malvaceae.